AUGUCCUCAAUUUGCAUGGGCUAUCAUUUACUAAUAAUGGUCAUUGUGCUCCAGGUAGCAGUAUUCGAAGACGAAGUCGCUCUUCUUCAUGAAGUUCCACGUCGACUCGUAGUCGAAGAAGAGGAACUCGCCCUUUUCGUAUUCGGCCGUGAUCAGCCGUGGCUCGUCCAGGCGCUGGAACCAGAUUUGGUAUCGCAGGUGGAAUCGCCAGGCAAACGACUUCAGGCGGAUUGCCGCGUACGUCUGCUGGACAGUCCCCCUGAAAAAGUAGAAGAUGAAGAAGAGCGUGUCCAGGUCGAACUUCUUGUAGAACGAGGGGUCGCUGAACAUGAUUGGCGCCGACUUCGGGAAGAACGAGGGCGUCUUCACCGUCUUCCCUCGCUCCUUCCUCCCCUUCAGAACUGA
Molecule: messenger RNA, 405 nt
Organism: Enterospora canceri
Lineage: Eukaryota; Fungi; Microsporidia; Enterocytozoonidae
Source: the annotation of a GenBank genome assembly